UCCUCACCCCCUCCUCUCCGCCUUCACCUUUUCCCUCGCCGAGUGUUCUGCGCGCCUCUUUGCCCUCCUCCCCUCCCCACUCGGCCCAAUGACCGCCGACCCUCGGACUCCGCCGCCCAACGCGGCUCUCUAUGUAUGGUAUGCGUCGCAAUCUGGCAACGCCGAAAGCAUCGCCCGUGGUCUCGCUGCCGAGGCUACCUCCCUCGGCUACCAGGUCACUACUAGCUCGCUGGAUGAUUCUCCCCUGGUCCGUAGCAACGCCGAGUCCAGCCGGCAUCUGGCGGUGAUCGUCUGCUCGACAACCGGCGACGGCGAGGUCCCGGACAACGGAAACCGCUUCUACCGGAACCUGCGCAAGCGCACGCACGGCCCGGCUGCCUUCAGCCAACUCACCUAUGGCCUCCUUUGUCUGGGUGAUACGAACUAUGAUUCCUUCUGUGGCGGUGGGCGCCGGCUCAAGAAGGGUCUCGAUCGGCUGGGUGCGGUUGAGCUCUGCCCCAUCGGGCUGGCUGAUGAGGUGACUGGACUCGAGACCGUCAUGGACCCCUGGGUGGCUAACAUGUGGCCGCGGCUGGCGGAAGCCGCGCGCGCGGCCCUGCCCCCCGGCUGGUCCGAGGAUGAGCUCAAGUCCGGGACCGAGGCUGCUGCUCAGCCUGAUGCUGCCUCCGCGGCGGCGGUCACCACGCCCGAGGUGGCUUCCCCUGACACUGUGGCCGCCCCGAUGACUGGCACUUUCACAUGUGACAUCCCAGCUGGCACCAUGGGUGUGGCAGUUGUGCCGCCGAUUGAUCCGGCCCUGCCGGGGCUCCCACGCCCGGAGGACCCGGUCCUCACGGAGCAAGAGCAUGAUGCUUGGGCUGCCAAGCUGGGUUUGCCGCGCUUGGCGGUUCCCCGGUCGGUGGCCAUCUCUGUUGGCCGGGCCCCACGGCUGAGCGCCCUUCGACUGCAUCCAACCAUUGCCGGGGGGGCCCCGGCCGAUGGUGCGCCCAUCCGCUGGCGGCAUCUGGAGCUCGGUACCAUGAUCCCUGUGGCCGCGCGCGUGGCCACCGCCCCCGGGGCCGUGCGGACGACCAUCGAGCUGGCCUUGCGCAUUGGCGACGGUUUUGGCGGCUUCGAGGCCACCGGCGAGCCGCGCCAUGCUCCGGCCCUUGAGACUGGCAAUGAUGCCCACCUGAGCCGCUGGCGCGGGGGCGAUGCCAUGGGCAUCAUUGCUCCCAAUGAUCGGUCCCUGGUGCUUGCCCUGUGUCAGCGACUUGGCGUGGACCCGCGCGAGCAGUUCCAGCUGGUGGCCCCGAGCCAGGCGUCCGCGCCGGCCGAGGAGCUUGCCGCCGCGGAGAACCCCCUGCCGCAUGUCCCCUCGCCGGCCACCGCGCAUGACAUGCUUUCCUUCGGGCCGGAGCUGCGUGAGAUGCCGCCGAAGGCGGCGAUCCGGGCGCUGGCGGCCGAGGCCCCCACCGGGUCCUACUCACAGCGGAUCCUCCUCUUCCUGUCCAGCCGCUCCGGGGUGGCGCUGUAUAAUGCCUGGCGAGCGGACUUCCGGCCGACGGUGCUGGAUCUGCUGGCCCUGGCGCCGGAGUGUCGCCCUCCUCUGGCCCGGCUGCUUGAGAUCCUCACGCCGCUGACGCCGCGGUACUACUCGGUGGCCGGGUUUGGCCGGUCGGCCGAGCCGAAUGACCGGUCCGUCGUGCGGGUUCUUUUCAAUGUCCUUCGCGAUCAGACACCGGCUGGAGCCGCGCGCGCUGGCCUGGCCACCACUUGGCUGGAGGGGCUGCUCGGGGGUCCCGGGGCCCUGGCGGCCGGGCCCUUCGCCGAGCAGCCGGCCUCGCUGGUCGAGGGCCCGGAGCUUGGGACCGAGGUUCGCCCCGGCGGGGCGCUGGAUGCCUCAUGCGAUUGGUCCCAGCUGGCUGGGCAUGAUGGGCAGCCGCUGCCGAUGCCGGAGCUGGCGGCCUUCCUCCAGCCGUCGUUGCACUUCCGCCUGCCUCCGGCCGGGCAGGAGCGUCGGCCGCUGGUGCUUGUCGGCCCGGGCACCGGGGUGGCUCCUUUCCUGGCCUUUUUGCAGGAGCGCAUGGCGGCGCUGUCCUCGCGCGGCCUGUUGCUUAAUGCCGGGCCUGAUGGGGCGCCGGUUUUCGGUCCGAUUGUCAUGUAUGCCGGCUGCCGGGGCCUGGAUGUGGACCUCCUCGGGGCGGAUGUGCUGCUCAAGGCCCUGAAGGCCGGGGUGUUGACCCGGCUGUCGGUGUCGGUGUCGCGCCAGGCCGGCCCACCGACCGGGACCCUGGCCGAUGCGCCGGCCGGGUCCCUGCUGGGGACCGUGCAUCAUCUGCUGGCCCAUCCGGCGGUGUUUGUUCGAUACGGCGCGCAUGUUUCCCAUGCCAUCAGCCUUGAUGCUGACAUUCUCCAGCCGCUGCUGCUGGGCGCGGGGCUGUCGGACGAUGGCGGCCCGGACGCCGCGCGGACCUACGUCUGUGGCGAUGCCGCGGCCAUGGCAACCGGCGUGCGUCGGGCCUUUGCCGGCGUGCUUGCCGGUGUUCGAACCUUCGCCGACAGUCUCCCGGCCCAGGAGACCCUGGAGCCGCUGGGGCCGGAAGAUGAGGCCUCCGUGGCCGAGAAUCUCACGGCCAUCCUCCAGUGGACUCGGCGCCAGCGUUACGUGCAGGACAUUUGGACUUAGAAGAGGGGUGCCACUUGAAGCGGGAAUGUCGGCCUUUUUUGCUGCCCCCCCCCCCCUCCUUCACUUCCGUGUGCUCCUCCUCGUCUCGUGCUGGGCCACGAAAUCCCAUGGGAAAUGCAAGUGUGGACCUUCCGUUUGCUCGUCCCUCCCCCUCCCGCGCAUGAAGUAUAGAACCCCCAUGACCACACAAGAGCCGUUUCCUUCCCCCACUUGCCCCCUCCCAUUCCCCCUCCCGCAGAAGGAGCACAGCCAAGUCGGCCCGUCUAGGCGGGGAAGAGGAGGUGGUAGACCCGAAUAUUGGGAGAUGACAAGUGUGCUGAGCAAAUGCGGAGGCCAUGUAAAUAUAUAUACAUCCAUGCAUGCAUGAAUAUGUGUGAGCACGAGAGGGGGAGGGAGAGGGAGAGAGAGAGAGAGA
Fonticula alba is the source of this 3083-nucleotide messenger RNA. RefSeq lists its product as hypothetical. Gene Ontology annotation, cellular component: cytosol. Gene Ontology annotation, biological process: homocysteine metabolic process. The transcript has 4 exons. Gene Ontology annotation, molecular function: FMN binding; flavin adenine dinucleotide binding; [methionine synthase] reductase (NADPH) activity. The record is from RefSeq and is a predicted model, not a curated record. Lineage: Eukaryota; Rotosphaerida; Fonticulaceae. Bases 89 to 2668 code for a protein of 859 amino acids.